Molecule: messenger RNA, 477 nt
Organism: Centropristis striata (black sea bass)
Lineage: Eukaryota; Metazoa; Chordata; Actinopteri; Perciformes; Serranidae
Product: leptin-B-like
Exons: 2
Coding region: 1-477 (158 amino acids)
Source: RefSeq, a predicted model, not a curated record
AUGCACGUCUUUCUUGCCUUUCUCUAUGUCUCUCUUGCGGCAGCUCCUGGAUGCUGGAGUCUUCCAACGAGGGAAGAAUCCAUCAAAAAUACUAGACACAGCAUCAUAAACAUAGCACAGAUAACCCUGGUGCACAUCAAGAAGCUAAAGACAACGCUGCCGGUGGCUCAACAGACAGAACCCGGAACUCCUCCCAUUGAAGGACUAACCGGUAUCAGCCGUGACCUUGGACUUUUGGAUAAUGAGCUGCAGAACCCUUUCACAGAACUGCUCAGCCAGAUCCAGGCUGAUGUCUCCAGCUUGGAGGGAAUGGUUCGAUUCCUGGCCGGGACCAUGGACUGUCCCAUCCAGCCCAAACCCCGAGCAGAGACCGGGGACAACGUCUUCCCCGACAGCCACCAUCACCUGACGGUGGCGAAGCUGCAGAGCUACCUGGAGAAGUUUAUUCUACACAAGGACAAACUCAAGGUCUGCUGA